UCUCAGUCGCCGGCCACACGUUGUUAAAAAAAGAGCACAAACAAAGUGCGUCGCAUUAUCGAUUUGUCACACAUCGAAUAACAAGAAUUAAAAGUGGAAAUUUGUGUAAUUAACUAACCAGCAUAAUCGAAUGUAGUUGAGAUAAUCGCUAGACACCAAUCUAGUGGCUGCAAAAACGAACCUUUGGAAGCGGCCAAAAAAGCAACAGCUGUCCACAAUAAUAAAGGGUCGACCAAAGUUCAGAGAGCCGCGCAAUGGGAACUUUAUCAUUGAGCGACUACGAGGAUGUUCGCAUUUGGGCACCUUGGGGCCAUAUCUCGGGUCGUUGGUAUGGCAAUCGAACGGAACGUCCCAUACUCGCUAUUCACGGCUGGCUGGACAAUCUGGGCACCUUUGAUACACUGAUACCUCUGUUGCCCGACUACCUUGGGGUUCUCUGCAUUGAUCUGCCGGGACAUGGCUGCUCCAGUCGUCUGCCACCCGGAAUGCACUACAGUAUGCACGACUAUGUGUUCAUCAUCGCUCGGGUCAUGAAGGCGUACAAGUGGCAAAAGGUCUCACUGUUGGGUCAUUCAUUGGGUGGCGCCUUGGCCCUUCUGUUCACGGCGUUGGCGCCGCACAAAGUCGAUAUGAUCAUCUCGCUGGACAUUUGCCUGCCCAUCCUGGAGUCACCGCGGAUGUUGUCUGGCUGGGCUCCGUACCUGGAGAAGCAUUUGGUGGAGGAGGAGCGUGCCGAGCAGAGUGAAAUGCAUGAACCGCCUUCGUAUACGCUGCCUCAGCUGCGCAGUCUAAUGGCCAAGGGUUCCUUUGAGUCGGUGCCCAAGGAGUUUGCUCAUCAUCUACUCUAUCGCAGUGUGGCCAAGUCGCAGUUGUAUCCGGAGAAAUAUUACUUCUCCCGCGAUGGCCGUGUAAAGUAUUACGUUAUAUUCCCGAUGAAUCGAAGUCAGGGUUCUGAGCUGGCUCGUCGCGUUAAGAAACCGUUUCUUAUCAUUAAAGCAUCCAAUUCUCCCUAUGUUAGUCCCAACUCCGAUGAGGCUAUCGCCAUUCUAAGAAAAGAGAACCCACAUUUCGAGAUGCACGAGGUGGCAGGAGCACAUCAUGCGCAUCUCACAAAUGCCACCGAGGUUGCCAAGUACCUUGUGCCAUUCAUACGACACCAUCGACCGCCUCCGGUGUCUAGUUGGUCGCUGGCUGGCGAGGAAGCAAACAUCAGCAAAAAGGAGAAACGCAAGGCCCAGGAGCGUUUCUUUUCCUGGAACUUGAAACGACGUAGCAAAUUAUAAAGGGGGAAAUAGCAAAUGGGAAAAGGAUAAAACUUUCAACUUUUUAUCAAAAUAAA
Molecule: messenger RNA, 1339 nt
Organism: Drosophila nasuta
Lineage: Eukaryota; Metazoa; Arthropoda; Insecta; Diptera; Drosophilidae
Product: putative serine hydrolase
Exons: 2
Coding region: 255-1283 (342 amino acids)
Cellular component (GO): membrane
Source: RefSeq, a predicted model, not a curated record